CCGGAUGCUGGAGAGAUGUUGAAGUUCAAGUAUGGAGUGCGGAAUGCACCGGAUGCCAGCGCCUCUGAGCCCAUUGCCAGUCGGGCCUCCAGGCUAAAUGUCUUCUUCCAGGGGAAGCCACCCCUCGUGACUCAGCAGCAGUCUGCCCUUUCCCGGGAAGGGGUCCUGGACGCCUUCUUUGUCCUUUUUGAAGAGUGCAGCCAGCCUGCCCUGAUGAAGAUGAAACACGUGAGCAGCUUUGUCCGGAAGUAUUCCGACACGGUAGCCGAGUUGCGGGAGCUGCAGCCUUCGGUGAGAGACUUUGAAGUCCGAAGUCUCGUGGGUUGUGGUCAUUUUGCUCAAGUGCAGGUGGUGAGAGAGAAGGCCACCGGGGAUGUCUAUGCCAUGAAAAUCAUGAAGAAGAAGGCUGUGCUGGCCCAGGAGCAGGUUUCAUUUUUCGAGGAGGAGCGGAACAUAUUAUCUCAGAGCACGAGCCCUUGGAUCCCCCAAUUACAGUAUGCCUUUCAGGACAAAAAUAACCUUUACCUGGUCAUGGAAUAUCAGCCUGGAGGGGAUUUACUGUCACUUCUGAAUCGAUACGAGGACCAGUUAGACGAAAAUAUGAUUCAGUUUUACCUUGCUGAGCUGAUCUUGGCUGUUCACAGCGUGCAUCAGAUGGGUUAUGUGCACCGAGACAUCAAACCCGAGAACAUCCUCAUUGACCGAACAGGACACAUCAAGCUGGUGGAUUUUGGGUCAGCUGCUAAAAUGAAUUCAAAUAAGGUGGAUGCCAAGCUCCCCAUUGGGACCCCAGACUACAUGGCUCCCGAGAUGCUGACCAUGCUGAACGAGGAACGAAGAGGCACCUGUGGCCUGGAGUGUGACUGGUGGUCAGUGGGAGUGGUGGCCUAUGAGAUGGUUUACGGGAAAACCCCAUUCACCGAGGGGACCUCCGCCCGCACCUUCAACAACAUCAUGAACUUCCAGCGUUUUUUGAAGUUUCCGGAUGAGCCCAAAGUUAGCAGUGAGUUCCUAGACCUGAUUCAGAGUUUGCUGUGUGUCCAGAAAGAGAGACUGACGUUUGAGGGUCUCUGCUGUCACCCCUUCUUUGCCAGAACCGACUGGAAUAACAUUCGGAACUCUCCUCCCCCCUUCGUUCCCACCCUCAAGUCUGACGAUGACACCUCCAAUUUUGAUGAACCAGAGAAGAAUUCGUGGGCUUCAUCCUCUGCGUGCGAGCUGAGCCCCUCGGGUUUCUCGGGCGAAGAGCUGCCGUUUGUGGGCUUUUCAUACAGCAAGGCACUAGGGCUUCUUGGUAGAUCUGAGUCUGUUGUGUCGGGUCUGGACUCCCCUGCCAAGACUAGCUCCAUGGAAAAGAAACUUCUCAUCAAAAGCAAAGAGCUGCAAGACUCUCAGGACAAGUGUCACAAGAUGGAGCAGGAAAUGACCCGCUUACAUCGGAGAGUAUCAGAGGUGGAGGCUGUACUUAGUCAGAAGGAGGUGGAGCUGAAGGCCUCUGAGACUCAGAGAUCCCUCCUGGAGCAGGACCUUGCCACCUACAUCACAGAGUGCAGUAGUUUGAAGCGAAGUCUGGAACAAGCGCGGAUGGAGGUGUCCCAGGAGGACGACAAAGCGCUCCAGCUUCUCCACGACAUCAGAGAGCAGAGCCGGAAGCUCCAAGAGAUCAAGGAGCAGGAGUACCAGGCUCAGGUGGAAGAAAUGAGGCUAAUGAUGAGUCAGUUGGAAGAGGACCUUGUGUCUGCCCGGAGACGCAGCGAUCUGUACGAAUCUGAGCUGAGAGAGUCUCGGCUUGCCGCUGAGGAAUUCAAGCGGAAGGCAACCGAAUGUCAGCACAAACUGAUGAAGGCUAAGGACCAGGGGAAGCCUGAAGUGGGAGAAUAUUCCAAACUUGAGAAGAUCAAUGCCGAGCAGCAGCUCAAGAUCCAAGAGCUCCAGGAGAAGCUGGAAAAGGCUGUGAAAGCCAGCACGGAGGCCACUGAGCUCCUGCAGAACAUCCGCCAGGCAAAGGAGCGAGCCGAGAGAGAGCUGGAGAAGUUGCACAGUCGAGAAGAUUCCUCCGAGGGCAUCAAAAAGAAGUUGGCCGAAGCCGAGGAACGCCGCCAUUCUCUGGAGAACAAGGUAAAGAGGCUAGAGACCAUGGAGCGUAGAGAAAACAGACUGAAGGAUGACAUCCAGACAAAGUCCCAACAGAUCCAGCAGAUGGCUGAUAAAAUUCUGGAACUGGAGGAGAAACACCGGGAGGCUCAGGUCUCGGCGCAGCACCUGGAAGUACACUUGAAACAGAAAGAAGAGCACUACGAGGAGAAGAUUAAAGUGCUGGACAAUCAGAUAAAGAAAGACCUGGCCGACAAGGAGAGCCUGGAGAACAUGAUGCAGAGGCAGGAAGAGGAGGCCCACGAGAAGGGCAAAAUCCUCAGCGAGCAGAAGGCGAUGAUCAACGCCAUGGAUUCCAAGAUCAGAUCCCUGGAGCAGAGGAUUGUGGAACUGUCCGAGGCCAACAAGCUUGCGGCAAACAGCAGCCUCUUCACCCAGAGGAACAUGAAGGCCCAGGAAGAGAUGAUUUCAGAACUGAGGCAGCAGAAAUUUUACCUGGAGACGCAGGCGGGCAAACUAGAGGCCCAGAACCGAAAGCUGGAAGAGCAGCUGGAGAAGAUCAGCCAUCAAGACCACAGCGACAAGAACCGUCUGCUGGAGCUGGAGACGAGGCUGAGGGAGGUCAGCCUGGAGCACGAGGAGCAGAAGCUGGAGCUGAAGCGCCAGCUCACAGAGCUACAGCUGUCCCUGCAGGAGCGCGAGUCCCAGCUGACAGCCCUGCAGGCAGCCCGGGCGGCCCUGGAGAGCCAGCUUCGCCAGGCAAAGACGGAGCUGGAGGAGACGACCGCGGAAGCGGAGGAGGAGAUCCAGGCACUCACGGCCCACAGAGAUGAAAUCCAGCGCAAGUUUGAUGCUCUGCGAAACAGCUGCACCGUCAUCACUGACCUGGAGGAGCAGCUGAACCAGCUAACCGAGGACAACGCUGAACUCAACAACCAAAACUUCUAUCUGUCCAAACAACUUGACGAGGCUUCCGGUGCCAACGACGAGAUUGUGCAGCUGCGAAGCGAGGUAGACCAUCUCCGCCGUGAGAUCACGGAGAGGGAGAUGCAGCUCACCAGCCAGAAGCAAACAAUGGAGGCCCUGAAGACCACGUGCACCAUGCUGGAGGAGCAGGUCAUGGACCUGGAGGCCCUCAACGAUGAGCUGCUGGAAAAAGAGCGGCAAUGGGAGGCCUGGAGGAGCGUCCUCGGGGACGAGAAGUCCCAGUUUGAGUGUCGCGUUCGAGAGCUGCAGAGGAUGCUGGACACCGAGAAGCAAAGCAGGGCGAGAGCCGACCAGCGGAUCACCGAGUCUCGCCAGGUGGUGGAGCUGGCUGUGAAGGAACACAAGGCUGAGAUUCUUGCCCUGCAGCAGGCUCUCAAAGAACAGAAGCUGAAGGCCGAGAGCCUGUCCGAUAAGCUCAGCGACCUGGAGAAGAAGCAUGCCAUGCUGGAGAUGAACGCCCGGAGCUUACAGCAGAAACUGGAGACAGAGCGGGAACUCAAACAGAGGCUUCUGGAAGAGCAAGCCAAGCUACAGCAGCAGAUGGACCUGCAGAAGAGCCACAUCUUCCGCCUGACGCAAGGGCUGCAGGAGGCGCUGGACCGGGCAGAUCUGUUGAAGACAGAAAGGAGCGACCUGGAGUAUCAGCUGGAAAACAUUCAGGUUCUCUAUUCCCAUGAAAAGGUGAAAAUGGAAGGCACUAUUUCUCAACAAACCAAACUCAUUGAUUUUUUGCAAGCCAAAAUGGACCAGCCGGCUAAAAAGAAAAAGGGUUUAUUUAGUCGACGGAAAGAGGACCCUGCUUUACCCACACAGGUUCCUCUACAGUACAAUGAACUGAAGCUGGCCCUGGAGAAGGAGAAAGCGCGGUGUGCAGAGCUAGAGGAAGCCCUUCAGAAGACCCGAAUCGAGCUCCGGUCAGCCCGGGAGGAAGCCGCCCACCGCAAAGCCACGGACCACCCACACCCGUCUACUCCAGCCACUGCGAGGCAGCAGAUUGCCAUGUCCGCCAUCGUGCGGUCACCCGAGCACCAACCCAGUGCCAUGAGCCUGCUCGCCCCGCCGUCCAGCCGCAGAAAGGAACCGUCACCUCCAGAGGAAUUUAGUCGGCGUCUUAAGGAGCGAAUGCACCACAACAUCCCCCACCGAUUUAACGUGGGACUGAACAUGCGAGCCACCAAGUGCGCCGUGUGUCUGGACACCGUGCACUUUGGACGCCAGGCAUCCAAAUGUCUCGAAUGUCAGGUGAUGUGUCACCCCAAGUGCUCCACCUGCCUGCCAGCCACCUGCGGCCUGCCCGCUGAGUACGCCAUGCACUUCACCGAGGCCUUCUGCCGGGACAAAAUGAACUCCCCAGGUCUCCAGAGCAAGGAGCCCAGCAGCAGCUUGCAUCUGGAAGGGUGGAUGAAAGUGCCCAGGAAUAACAAACGAGGGCAGCAAGGCUGGGACAGGAAGUACAUUGUCUUGGAGGGGUCAAAAGUCCUCAUCUAUGACAACGAGGCCAGAGAAGCUGGACAGAGGCCGGUGGAAGAAUUUGAGCUGUGCCUUCCCGACGGGGACGUAUCUAUCCAUGGUGCCAUUGGUGCUUCUGAACUUGCAAAUACAGCCAAAGCAGAUGUCCCAUACAUACUGAAGAUGGAGUCCCACCCACAUACCACCUGCUGGCCUGGGAGAACCCUGUACUUGCUAGCACCCAGCUUUCCCGACAAGCAGCGCUGGGUCACCGCCUUAGAAUCUGUCGUCGCAGGUGGGAGAGUUUCUAGGGAGAAGGCGGAAGCUGAUGCUAAGUUACUUGGAAACUCUCUGCUGAAACUGGAAGGGGACGACCGGCUUGACAUGAACUGUACCCUACCCUUCAGCGACCAGGUGGUGCUGGUGGGCACAGAGGAAGGGCUCUAUGCACUGAACGUCUUGAAAAACUCCUUAACCCACAUCCCAGGAAUUGGAGCGGUCUUCCAAAUUUACAUCAUCAAGGACCUGGAGAAGCUGCUCAUGAUAGCAGGGGAAGAGCGGGCCCUUUGUCUGGUGGAUGUGAAGAAGGUGAAACAGUCCCUGGCUCAGUCCCAUCUUCCCGCCCAGCCCGACGUCUCCCCCAGUGUCUUUGAAGCCGUCAAAGGCUGCCACUUGUUUGCUGCUGGCAAGAUCGAGAACAGCCUCUGCAUCUGUGCCGCCAUGCCGAGCAAAGUUGUCAUCCUCCGCUACAAUGACAACCUCAGCAAGUACUGCAUCCGGAAGGAGAUAGAGACCUCCGAACCCUGCAGCUGUAUCCACUUCACCAACUACAGCAUCCUCAUCGGAACCAACAAAUUCUAUGAGAUCGACAUGAAGCAGUGCACGCUGGAGGAGUUCCUGGACAAGAACGACCACUCUUUGGCCCCUGCAGUGUUCGCAUCCUCAUCCAACAGCUUCCCAGUCUCCAUCGUGCAGGCGAAUGGCGCCGGGCAGCGGGAGGAGUACCUGCUGUGCUUCCACGAAUUCGGGGUGUUCGUGGAUUCCUAUGGAAGACGCAGCCGCACAGACGACCUCAAAUGGAGUCGCUUACCUCUGGCCUUUGCCUACAGAGAGCCCUAUCUGUUUGUGACUCACUUCAACUCACUGGAAGUAAUUGAGAUCCAGGCACGCUCCUCGCUAGGGACCCCUGCCCGAGCAUAUCUGGAAAUCCCGAACCCUCGCUACCUGGGCCCCGCAAUUUCCUCGGGAGCGAUUUACUUGGCUUCCUCGUAUCAGGACAAGUUACGGGUCAUAUGCUGCAAAGGAAACCUUGUGAAGGAGUCUGGCACUGACCAGCACCGGGUGCCCUCCACCUCCCGCAGCAGCCCCAACAAGCGAGGCCCACCAACAUACAACGAGCACAUCACCAAACGUGUGGCCUCCAGCCCAGCGCCACCCGAAGGCCCCAGCCACCCCCGAGAGCCAAGCACACCCCACCGCUACCGAGACCGAGACCGAGAGGGCCGGGCAGAGCUGCGCAGGGACAAGUCCCCAGGUCGUCCCCUGGAGCGGGAGAAGUCCCCAGGCCGGAUGCUCAGCACAAGGAGAGAGCGGUCCCCAGGGAGACUGUUUGAAGACAGCAGCAGGGGCCGGCUGCCUGCGGGAGCCGUGAGGACCCCACUGUCCCAGGUUAACAAGGUCUGGGACCAGUCUUCAGUAUAGGUCUCAACAGGAAAAACCACCUCCUCAUCUCAGUCUGCAGGAAAACACAGCACCCCGGGUCUCCGCUGCAGGGGACCCCAGCGCCCGUCUGCUCAGCCGGCAUCUGGCACAGCUGGGUCCAGACUGUCCUUGGCACCGAUACCCCCAUCCCCGAGGGGUGCAGAUAGCCAAGCCUCUUAGGCGCUGCCAGCACU
This is a messenger RNA of Phodopus roborovskii (desert hamster), 6425 nucleotides long. It is a transcript of the gene Cit, whose product is annotated as citron rho-interacting serine/threonine kinase. Gene Ontology annotation, molecular function: ATP binding; protein serine/threonine kinase activity. The record is from RefSeq and is a predicted model, not a curated record. NCBI's taxonomy places the organism in Eukaryota, Metazoa, Chordata, Mammalia, Rodentia, Cricetidae. Gene Ontology annotation, biological process: peptidyl-threonine phosphorylation; actomyosin structure organization; mitotic cytokinesis. Gene Ontology annotation, cellular component: cytoplasm; cytoskeleton. The transcript has 47 exons. The coding region runs from base 16 to 6231 and encodes 2071 amino acids.